Messenger RNA from Cebus imitator (Panamanian white-faced capuchin), 1679 nucleotides. It is a transcript of the gene TSLIG2, whose product is annotated as chromosome unknown C2orf49 homolog. Gene Ontology annotation, biological process: embryonic morphogenesis. NCBI's taxonomy places the organism in Eukaryota, Metazoa, Chordata, Mammalia, Primates, Cebidae. The transcript is spliced from 5 exons. The record is from RefSeq and is a predicted model, not a curated record. The coding region runs from base 231 to 803 and encodes 190 amino acids. Gene Ontology annotation, cellular component: tRNA-splicing ligase complex.
GACACGCCAUUUGUUUCUACGUCUGACAUCCCCCUCUCUUCUCUGGUCCCUGGGAGAUUUUUGCAAGCAAGACCAGACCCCAGCGCCGGAUCCAGCAGCGAGAGAAAGAGCCCGACGUGCGGCGCACUCGAGUGACGACACACUCGAGUCUCCGCCAGAGUACGUCAUUUCCGGAACGCUUUCUUCGCGGGGCUUUGUGGGUAGCCGACCGGGGUCUCCUGGCGACGACGAUGGCGGGGGAUGUGGGCGGUCGCAGCUGCACGGACUCGGAACUGCUGCUGCACCCCGAGCUGCUGUCCCAGGAGUUCCUUCUCCUUACUCUGGAGCAGAAGAACAUAGCUGUUGAAACUGAUGCAAAAAUAAACAAAGACAGUCUUACCGACCUUUAUGUCCAGCACGCAAUACCAUUGCCUCAGAGGGAUUUGCCGAAGAAUAGAUGGGGGAAAAUGAUGGAAAAGAAAAGAGAACACCAUGAGAUUAAAAAUGAGACUAAAAGGAGUAGCGCUGUAGACGGGUUAAGGAAAAGACCCCUCAUUGUAUUUGAUGGAAGUUCAACAAGUACAAGCAUAAAAGUGAAAAAGACAGAGAAUGGAGAUAAUGAUCAACUCAAGCCUCCCCCUCAGAACCAUGACUUAACGCAUAGGAAAAGUCCUUCAGGCUCUGUGAAGUCGCCACCAUUGUCCCCUGUUGGAACUACUCCAGUGAAGUUAAAGCGAGCUGCUCCUAAAGAAGAAGCAGAGGCCAUCAAUAACCUGAAGCCCCCACAGGCAAAAAGGAAAAUACAACAUGUUACUUGGCCCUGAAGGAAAGUUUCUGAAAAUGUAAAUAUGCUGUAACUGUAGUUUUUCAAAUAUGUUCAUAUAUAUUGACAGUAUUUACAGAAAUCCUGUUUAUUGUGGAAUUUUCUUAAGAGGUUUCAAAUAGGUUUAAAAAAUGAAGGAUUUAUUUUCCUUUCCUUCUUCCCUCCCUCCCUCCCUUUCUUUUUUAAAAUUCUUGCCUGUCUUGCCCUGAUUAGAAAGAAUAUCUUUUAAACCAAUGGCUUAGUUUAUGUCAUUUAUAUUGACCCUGGUCAAAUCAUUAGCUACAAGCCUACUAUAAAGCAUCCAGUGAAUUGGCUGGGCACGGUGGCUCACGCCUAUAAUCCCAGCACUUUGGGAGGCCGAGGCGGGGAGAUCACCUGAAGUCUGGAGUUCCAGACCAGCCUGACCAACCUGGAGAAACCCCAUCUCCACUAAAAAAUACAAAAUUAGUUGGGUACGGUGGCGCAUGCCUGUAAUCCCAGCUACUCAGGAGGCUGAGGGAGGAGAAUCGCUUGAACCCAGGAGGCGGAGGUUGCAGUGAGCCAAGACCAUGCCAUUGCACUCCAGCCUGGGUAACAAGAGUGAAACUCUGUCUUCAAAAAGAAAAGCAUCCAGUGAAUUUUAGGAGUUACUCUCAUUAGCCUUGUUCAGAGUCUUGGAGAAAUUUGAGAUUUUUCUUUAAAAACUCAAGUAUUUUGCUAGUUUGCCAUUUUUAUUUCUUUGAAACAUAAAACAGUUUGUCACAGUAUUUUAGUAAAUAUUACAACAUUCAUCCUAAAAGGUUCACCAAGAAAAGCAUCUUUGUAGUACUGCUGGAAAACUAUUCAGAAUAUACAGAUAAAAAUGCUAUUCUUUAAGUGCUUACAUUGCUUCUUCCCA